Molecule: messenger RNA, 435 nt
Organism: Saimiri boliviensis boliviensis (Bolivian squirrel monkey)
Lineage: Eukaryota; Metazoa; Chordata; Mammalia; Primates; Cebidae
Source: RefSeq, a predicted model, not a curated record
AUCACCAUCUGGUUAUACUGCAGAAUAUGGCAUAUGGAUCUUACUCAGUCUGCUGUUCUGUAUAGUGUGAUGACCCUAGUAAGCACAUAUUUGGUAGCCUUUGCAUACAAGAAUGUGAAAUUUGUUCUCAAGCACAAAGUAGCACAGAAGAGGGAGGAUGCUGUUUCCAAAGAAGUGACUCGAACACUUUCUGAAGCCGAUAAUAGAAAGAUGUCUCCUAAGGAGAAAGAUGAAAGAAUCCUGUGGACGAAGAAUGAAGUUUCUGAUUAUGAAGCUACAACAUUUUCCAUCUUCUAUAACAACACUCGGUUCCUGGUCUUGGUCAUUGUUGCUUCCUUCUUCAUAUUGAAGAACUUCAGCCCCACAGUGAACUACAUUUUGUCCAUAAGUGCUUCAUCAGAACUCAUCGCCCUCCUGUCUACUGGCUCCAAGUAG